AGCCAAAGCACAUGGGUCACACCUCAACAAAUAUGCAUUGUAUCCACUGGCAUUGGAGACCCGGUGUACUCGCACAUUCGUUGAACUGACAGUUAGAAUGCAAGCAGACGCUGCACGCAUUUAACGAACUUUAAUGGAUAUACAAGGACUUGCUACAUUUUUAUGUUGUUUGCCAUAAAUAUGUCGCCCCACUGGAACAAUUUGACAAGUUUGGGGAUGCUGACAUGGGCGUUCCUGGCUCUGAUACAAACGUCGUCUGCUUCGAAAAGCGAAAGUGUUCCUGUCGAUAUUUCCAAAACGAAGAUAUGGGGACCUGGGUUAAAUCCACGACUUGUUCUGCCAGUGAGAUAUUUCUUCAUCCAGGUCAUCGAUCAAAACGGUUCAAAUGUAACGAAAUCCAUUGGAGACAACGCAUUUGUGCUAUCUGUGAGUGAAAGUAAUGGAAAUCGGGUGAGAUCCUGGGCCCAAGUGUUAGAUGCCUUUGAUGGAACUUACAUUGGUCGCUUCAGACUCUUCAAUUCCAACCAAGAUUUAAAUGUCAACAUCAAACACAAUGAUCAGCAUGUAGCAGGCUCACCCUAUCAAAUUAAAGGCAUGGUGUACCAUGAAGAAUGUUAUUGUCCAGUGACCAGUGUGGACAAAUGGUUGAAGGUCAUGGGCUGCAAAAAGUCUUAUACUCAAAUAGACGAGGAUUUUCAUCCAUUUCCUAAAAUCAACAUGGAGAAAGUAGCAAAACAAGCUGUCUCAAGAUUCAGUCAAGCUGGAAUGCACAGUCUUAGUCGCUACAGAAUCAUAGAUAAUAAGAUCUACAGGAAAACUUAUGGAGAACAUGUGGGAUUCAAGAUGUUUAGUGAUGCCAUUCUGCUGUCUAUUACCAGGAAGGUACAACUACCAGACAUGGAGUUUUUCAUGAAUCUAGGAGACUGGCCCCUGGAGAAAAAGCCUGUGAGUGACUCCCCCAUCCCUAUCAUUUCCUGGUGUGGCUCCUCAGAUUCACGUGACAUAAUCCUGCCUACCUAUGAUAUCACUGAGGCAACCUUGCAAAUGAUGUCAAGAGUAACCCUAGAUAUACUCUCUGUACAAGGAAACACUGGUGUGACAUGGGACAACAAAACAAACCAAGCCUUCUGGCGGGGCCGAGACAGUCGCCAGGAGCGAUUAGAUCUUGUUCAAUUAUCUCGUCGUAAACCGCAACUCCUGGAUGCAGCACUCACACACAUGUUUUUCUUUCCAAAGGAUGAAAAUAAAUACGGACCUCUCGUUAAGACAGUUCCUUUCUUCGAUUUUUUCAAACACAAGUACCAGAUAAACAUCGACGGUACAGUGGCUGCCUACAGAUUACCCUAUCUGCUCGCUGGAGGCUCUAUGGUACUGAAGCAUGAAUCUCAAUAUUAUGAACACUUUUACCGUGACCUGGAACCAUGGCAACAUUAUGUGCCCUUCAAGCUGGACCUCAGUGACCUUGAAAAGCGCAUUGAAUGGGCAAAAAAGAAUGAUGAAGAGGCACAGAAGAUAUCAUUGAAGGCGAGACAGUUUGUGAGGGAAAACAUCAUGCCACGAGAUAUAUUUUGUUAUCAUGUUAAAGUUUUUCAGGAGUAUGCCAAGAGACAGACAGACCCCCCAAAGGAGGCUGACAGUAGCUGGGAAAUAGUAGAUCAACCAGCUUCAGCCUGUAACUGUAAGAGAACAAAACAUGGAAAGAAAUCCAAAGAAGAAUUGUGAAUUCUUGCAUAGCUUAGUCCUUUAGUCCAGUAUCCAGUCAUCUUUAAGCUCUAUAUAUUGUUCGUUCUGUUACUGUGAAUAUAUUGAUACAUUCAAUAAAUUAAAUAGACUAAUGAGAUAUACACAUGUCCUCUAUAUAAUUAUUGAAGUGAUAAUUGGUUAUAAGUAGUAGAGACUUUUGCAGAAUUUAGCACAAUAUUAUUAUAUUGUACACAAUUUAAAUGCAGGGUCACUCUUUUUAUUAGUUUUAACGUUUCAUUUACAUGUUGAUGUCUCCCUCAGUAGUCCAUACCAUCUCUAUAAACACCAACAGUUCGCUAGAAGAUAUUCCCAACGGGGGAUAUUCCUCAUUUAUCUGAAAAGCUUGGUUAGUCAGUAGUAAUUUUUUUAUUGAAGACUAUCAUAUAUUUUGAUGCAAGAAUUUCCUCUAAUUUGGAAAAUGUUAUCCAAAAUAGUUCUCAAUGUACAUGUUUAAUAUCAUAUCUAAAGCACUUGCAAGACAUUUAAAGUAUCAAUUAGCAAUCUGCAAAAUUUAGUACUGCAAUUAGAAGAAUGAAGGCUUUACCUAGCACUGUCCAGUUAAUACUGAAGAGGUUCAAGGUCUAACAUGUUGAGGUGCUUUAUUACCUUAGAUAACUAGUCCAAUGUUUGUUUACUCUAGUUGAUAUUAGUUUUGAUAUACAUGUACGGUAUAUAUGAUAUAUUUGUCAUCCUACACUAUAUAUGUAAAUGUUGGUAUUACAGAUAUAUAUUUUUUGUUAUGAAUUGCUAUUUUAAAUGUUUUAACUUACCUGGCCAGGGGCGUUGGUAAGAUAAAGAUUGCCAGGGUC
This is a messenger RNA of Pecten maximus, 2552 nucleotides long. Its product is annotated as protein O-glucosyltransferase 2-like. Gene Ontology annotation, cellular component: endomembrane system. The transcript is spliced from 10 exons. Lineage: Eukaryota; Metazoa; Mollusca; Bivalvia; Pectinida; Pectinidae. The coding region runs from base 163 to 1722 and encodes 519 amino acids. The record is from RefSeq and is a predicted model, not a curated record. Gene Ontology annotation, molecular function: protein binding; glucosyltransferase activity.